UUUCCCAAGAUGGAUCAAUGGAGAUGCCAGAAUGCUUGCCAUCUGAGCGUAUCUGUCUCCAGGUCCAGUUUACUCUUUGGGAGGAUGGUGGCAGAGCAUGGGCUCUGUGUAAGGAAAAUGUUAUAGUAGUGCUAAAGUAGUCAUUAACAUUUUUCUGUGGUAACUGGUUCACUUUCCAUUUCCUCUCCAUUUUCCGUUAAAACAAGCAGGGCCCAGGAAAAUGAUGUGGUUUCUCCUUUUUAUGUUACAAAUAACAUGCAAGUUCUAGAGGGAUGAAGCAACCUUUCAAUGCCACACACCACUUUGUCUAAGUCAGUUGAGGAAGGGAAGUAGAUAUGUUGGAGCUUAGUGGGAGAGCAGCUAAAAUCCUGAGAGAAGAGAAUAACUUUAGCUCAGAGCAGGUGGGGAAAUGAGAGACUGAGUAGGAGGCCGAAGGUUGAGUGAAGCAGAUCUUCUUAGUUGCUAUCAGUGGCUGGUGGGGAAGAUUGUCUGUUGGUAGAAGGAAGUCAGAAUACAGAUACAGAGGAAUAAGUUUGCUAAGAACAGCAACAUCUUUUCUGAGAGAAAGAAACAUCUGCAAAGGACAUGCUGUUUCUGCAGUUUCCGCUGCUAGCUGUUCUCCCAGGUGGUGACAAUGCAGCAGCCCAGGAACACGUCUCAUUCUAUACUAUCCAGAUCUUAUCAUUUGCCAACCAAUCCUGGGCACAAAGUCAGGGUUCAGGAUGGUUGGAUGAGUUGCAGACUCAUGGCUGGGACAGUGAAUCAGGCAGAAUAAUUUUCCUGCACACCUGGUCCAAGAGCAACUUCAGCAACGAAGAGUUGUCAGACCUAGAGUUGUUAUUUCGUGUCUACUUAUUUGGAUUAACUCGGGAGAUUCAAGACCAUGCCAGUCAAGAUUACUCAAAAUAUCCCUUUGAAGUACAGGUGAAAGCAGGCUGUGAACUGCAUUCUGGAAAGAGCCCAAAAGGCUUCUUUUGGGUAGCUUUCAACGGAUCAGAUUUACUGAGUUUCCAAAAUACAACAUGGGUGCCAUCUCCAGACGGUGGGAGUUUGGCCCCAGGUGUCUGUCAUCUACUCAAUCAUCAGUAUGAAGGCAUCAAAGAAACAGUGUAUAAUCUCAUAAGAAGCACUUGCCCCCGAUUUUUGUUGGGUCUCCUGGAUGCAGGGAAGAUGUAUCUGCACAGGCAAGUGAGGCCAGAGGCCUGGCUGUCCAGUCACCGCAGUCUUGGGUCUGACCGUCUGUUGCUGGUUUGUCAUGCCUCCGGCUUCUACCCAAAGCCUGUUUGGGUGACAUGGAUGCGGAAUGAACAGGAGCAACUGGGCACUAAACACGGUGAUAUUCUUCCUAAUGCUGAUGGGACAUGGUAUCUUCAGGUGAUCUUGGAGGUGGCAUCUGAGGAGACUGCUGGCCUGUCUUGUCGAGUGAGACACAGCAGUCUAGGAGGCCAGGACAUCAUCCUCUACUGGGGACACCACUUUUCCAUGAAUUGGAUUGCCUUGAUAGUGCUGGUGCCCUUGGUGAUUCUAAUAGUCCUUGUGUUACGGUUUAAGAAGCACUGCUCAUAUCAAGACAUCCUGUGAGACUCUUCCCCGACUCCCCCAUUGUAAUAAGAACCCAGCAACCCAGGAGCCUAGUACAACAUAGUGAUGCCAUCCCGUCGACUCUCCAUUUAAAUGGUUUCUCUUUCUGCCUGAAAAACAUUUGUUAAUAUAAAUCAAAUUAUAAUUUAGAAUGGUUUUCUUGGAAUCUCCACUGUUUUAAGUAGCACUCAACCUUCAAAGCCCAUUUCUAAUGUCAUUUCCUCCAGCGAUCUUCCUUGACCCAUAAUGAACCCAGAGAGUCCCUCAACUGUUGUGUGCAUGCAGUACUUCCUACCCUGUGUUGCAGCUACUUGGGUCUUUCACUUCACAUUUUUAAGCUUUUUGGAGGCAAGGAUCAUGAUAAAUGUGCCUUUCCUGCAUAUGAUGUGCUCAGUGAAACACAAAACAAAACACCAUAUCUAAGUUGGAUUAACUGUCAUCUUGGCGAUUUUUCUCAUUAUAUUCCUUCCCCAUGUUGUUGUAGCAUUUGAAAUACUUAUGCUUCUCUUUUUGUUUAAAUGCUUCACACCUAGCAGAUAAGUUCCAUUCUCCUUUAGCUCCCUCAUUUUUUCCUUAAACAUUUAAGGAAAAGUGCAGCCUUGUGCCUGGAUACACUUAUUUUCUAAACACAGAGAAUUACAAAUGCAAAGAGAUAGACAGAGAGUGCAAGUUAUGUGUGAUGAUUAGUGGUCUGCAGUUAUGUCACAGAAUACUUAAGAAAGAGGAACGAGAAAGUUGGUCCUCAGGGUUGGAGUGGGAUCAAGGCAACUGUUGUGCUGUAUAUGCAAGACAAAUUUCCUAAAGCACUGUGCUAUCGGAGAUAGCCUUGGCUAAAGUUUAGUCUAUUUAGGUUUCAUUCACUAAUUCAACUAAUAUUUUUUUGGGUACUGAGUUGAGACAGGCACAUAUAGUUUCUAAACUGGUGGCAGAUAAAACAAAUGAGAUUGUGUCCACUCUCCUGAAGUUGCAAUGUUUGCUUCCUCAAUCUGUCCAUGAUUCUUUUAUAUUGUUUUCAUUUCUUUAUUUCUUUCAACAAUUUUUAAAUACAUUUUAUUGAUGUAUAAUUUAUAGUAAAAUUUGAGUCUUUAAGUAUACAGUUCCAUUUAUUUUGAUAAUUACAUAAGCCUAUGUAAAUAAAAUCACAAUUAAGAUAUUAAAUGUCAUAACCCCUCAUACAUGUUUGUAGUCAAGCACACCGCCAACCUGGCAUUCUUGCAACUACUGAUACACUUUAUGUCACUUAAGCUUAAACUUGUAUUUUCUAUGAUUUUAUUAAGAUAGAAAUAAACAUACCUACUUGGUA
This is a messenger RNA of Piliocolobus tephrosceles (Ugandan red Colobus), 2884 nucleotides long. It is a transcript of the gene CD1C, whose product is annotated as CD1c molecule. The record is from RefSeq and is a predicted model, not a curated record. Lineage: Eukaryota; Metazoa; Chordata; Mammalia; Primates; Cercopithecidae. Gene Ontology annotation, biological process: positive regulation of T cell mediated cytotoxicity; antigen processing and presentation, endogenous lipid antigen via MHC class Ib; immune response. Gene Ontology annotation, cellular component: external side of plasma membrane. The transcript is spliced from 6 exons. Gene Ontology annotation, molecular function: exogenous lipid antigen binding; lipopeptide binding; endogenous lipid antigen binding. The coding region runs from base 586 to 1581 and encodes 331 amino acids.